AUGUUUUUUCUUCUUUUUUUUUUAUUUUUUCUCUUUUUUUCUUUCUCUUUUUUUUUUCUCUUUUUCUCUCUCUUUUUUUCUUUUUUUAUUCUUUUUUCUUUUUUUCUUUUUCUUUUUUUUGUUUUCUUUUUAUUCUUUUCUUUUUUUCUUUCUCUUUUAUUUUUUUUUUAUUUCUUUUUUUCUUUCUCUUUUUCUUCUUUUUGUUUUUUCUUCUUUUUUUUCUUUUUAUUUUAUUCUUUAUUUAUUCUUUUCUUUUAUUCUUUCUCUUUUUUCUUUCUUCUUCUUUAUUCUUCUUCUUCUUUUUCUUUUUAUUCUUUCUCUUUUUAUUCUUUCUUCUUUUCUUCUCUUUUUAUUCUUCUUUUUUAUUUUUUUCUUUUUUUAUUCUUUCUCUUUUAUUCUUUCUCUUUUAUUCUUUUCUUUUUCUUUCUCUUUUAUUCUUUUUAUUCUUCUUUUCUUUUUUUAUUCUCUUUUAUUCUUUCUCUUUUAUUCUUUCUUUUUUUUUUUUUUUAUUCUUUCUCUUUUAUUCUUUCUCUUUUAUUCUUUUCUUUUUUAUUCUUUCUUUUAUUCUUUUUCUCUUUUCUUUUAUUCUUUCUCUUUUUAUUCUUUUUCUUUUAUUUUUUUCUCUUUCUUUCUUUUUUUUUUUUAUUCUUCUUCUUUUUUUUCUUUCUUUAUUCUUUCUUUUUUUAUUCUUUCUUUUUUAUUCUUUCUUUUUAUUUUUUCUUUAUAAUUUUUCUCUUUUAUUCUUUCUCUUUUUAUUCUUUUCUUUUUUAUUCUUUCUCUUUUUUCUCUUUUAUUCUUUUCUUUUUAUUUUUCUCUUUUAUUCUUUCUCUUUUUAUUCUUUUUUCUUUUUCUUUUCUCUUUUUAUUCUUUCUCUUUUAUUUUUCUCUUUUAUUCUUUUCUCUUUUUUAUUUUAAAAUCUUUUAUUCUUUAUCUUUUAUUCUUUCUCUUUUAUUCUUUCUCUUUUUAUUCUUUUUCUUUUAUUCUUUUCUCUUUUAUUCUUUCUCUUUUAUUCUUUCUCUUUUUAUUCUUUCUCUUUUAUUCUUUCUUUUAUUCUUUUCUUUUUUAUUCUUUCUCUUUUUAUUCUUUCUUCUUUGGAAUUUUAUCCUCUUUAUCUUUUUUUCUUUCUCUUUUAUUCCAUCUUUUUAUUCUUUUCUUUCAUUCUUUUUAUUCUCUUUUUUUCUUUUAUUCUUUCUUUUAUUUUUUUUCUUUUUAUUCUUUCUCUUUUAUUCUUUCUCUUUUAUUCUUUCUCUUUUAUUCUUUCUCUUUUAUUCUCUUUUAUUCUUUCUCUUUUAUUUUUUUCUCUUUUUUCUCUUUUAUUCUUUUUCUUUUUUUUUUUCUUUUUAUUUCUUUCUCUUUUAUUCUUUUCUCUUUUAUUCUUUCUCUUUUUUCUCUUUUUUCUUUUUUAUUCUUUCUCUUUUAAUUCUUUCUCUUUUAUUCUUUUUCUUUUUUUUUUCUUUUUUUUUCUUUCUUUUUUCUUUCUUUUUAUUUUUUAUUCUUCUUUUUCUCUUUGAUUUCUUUCUUUUUUAUUCUUUCUCUUUUUAUUUUCUUUUUUUCUUUUCUUUUUAUUCUUUUUUUUUAUUCUUUUUCUUUUAUUCUUUCUCUUUUUUUUUUUCUUCUUUCUUUUUAUUCUUUCUCUUUUUUUUUCUCUUUCUUUUCUCUUUUUAUUCUUUCUCUUUAUUCUUUCUCUUUUAUUCUUUCUCUUUUAUUCUUUUUAUUUUUUCUUUUCUCUUUUAUUCUUUCUUUUAUUCUUUUUUUAUUUUUUCUUUAUUCUUUUUUAUUCUUUUCUCUUUUAUUCUUUUCUCUUUUAUUCUUUUUCUUUUAUUUUUUCUUUUUUUCUUUUAG
Messenger RNA from Acanthosepion pharaonis, 1842 nucleotides. NCBI's taxonomy places the organism in Eukaryota, Metazoa, Mollusca, Cephalopoda, Sepiida, Sepiidae. The record is from the annotation of a GenBank genome assembly.